Trichogramma pretiosum is the source of this 589-nucleotide messenger RNA. RefSeq names its product 40S ribosomal protein S24 (gene RpS24). The coding region runs from base 108 to 500 and encodes 130 amino acids. The record is from RefSeq and is a predicted model, not a curated record. Gene Ontology annotation, biological process: translation. Lineage: Eukaryota; Metazoa; Arthropoda; Insecta; Hymenoptera; Trichogrammatidae. Gene Ontology annotation, molecular function: structural constituent of ribosome. Gene Ontology annotation, cellular component: ribosome. The transcript has 4 exons.
CAGCAUGUGAAGCGAACAUAGCCUAGAUUUCUUUCUUCGUGUGCUCUCCAGCCGCAUGUUGAGUUCUCUUAAACUUCUCUACUCACUGUAGUAAAACUAAAAUCAAAAUGGCCGAGUGCACAAUUAGAACUCGCAAGUUCAUGACCAACAGACUGCUCUGCCGCAAGCAGAUGGUUGUCGAUGUCCUCCAUGCAGGACAACCUUCAGUGAGAAAAACUGAAAUCCGCGAGAAACUCGCGAAGAUGUAUAAGGUGACACCCGACGUGGUGUUUGUAUUUGGUUUUGCCACAAACUUCGGUGGUGGCAAAUCCACAGGAUUUGCUCUCGUCUAUGAUACCUUAGACUAUGCCAAGAAAUUCGAGCCUAAAUACAGGCUACAGCGACAUGGUCUGUAUGAGAAACAGAAGCAGACCAGAAAGCAGAGGAAGGAAAGGAAGAAUAGGAUGAAGAAGGUCAGAGGAACCAAAAAGAGCAAAGUAGGAGCUGCUUCAAAGAAGUAAAUCCUACUCUCAGAUUGAGACAUGAAGCUGGUGAAUUACGCACGUAUUUGUAUUAUUAUCUUUUAAUAAAUUUCAUGUCUUAACGACAA